AUGUUUCCCGGCCCGAGCACAAAUUUGUGGGAUAAUCACAAAGAUUCAAUGACUGAUGAUAUAUUGUAUCGACAUCGUACAAGGUGCAACGAUCUAGCAAUAUCAUUCAGUGAUGCAAUGUACAAUGAAGCAUUGAUAGCUAUCGAGGAUCUUUGCAUUGCUAUUGCGAAUUUACCAAUCAGUCAUUUCGGUAUGAGCUCACCGAAUCGAAGUGCAUCUGAUUUACUCAACACAGAUAUGAAUCGUGAACUACAGUACGAUACUAUAGAAAUGGCAAGCAUUGUUAGUCGCAAUGUUCCACUACUAAAUAAUGAACAAAAAAUUAUCUACGACCGCAUCAUGCUGGCAGUUUCGGCAGGACAAGGAGGAUUCUUUUUUUUAGAUGCACCAGGUGGAACUGGCAAAACAUUCCUUAUUUCGCUACUUCUUGCCGAAAUACGAUCAAAAAAUGGCAUCGCAUUGGCCGUUGCAUCUUCUGGCAUUGCAGCUACUUUAUUAGAUGGAGGCAGAACAGCUCAUUCAGCAUUUAAGCUGCCGUUGAACAUUCAAAAUAAUCAAGAUGCAGUGUGUGAUUUCAGACAAACACUUCCUGUUAUUCCACAUUCAACGUGGGCUGAUGAAAUUAACGCUCGCUUAAAAUCAUCACGACUAUGGCGUAAUGUUGAAAAUGUACAACUUACGGUGAACAUGCGCGUUCAAAUGCUUCAAGAUCCAUCCGCCGAAACAUUCUCUAAACAACUGUUAGAUAUUGGCGAUGGGAAAGUUGCUGUACAUGAAAAUACUGGAUGCAUAAAAUUACAGACGAACUUCUGCACAAUCAUCGACUCGCAAAAUACUCUUAUCGAUCACAUAUUUCCCGACCUGUUGCCUGGGGACUUGGUGUCAUACAAAUCUAUCGAUGCAGUUUGCGAUACAAACCAGAUUGUGAAUUAUCCAAUUGAGUUUUUAAAUUCAUUGGAUUUGCCAGGCAUGCCACCACAUCAUUUACAAUUAAAGGUUGGAUCUCCGAUUAUUCUGCUUCGUAUCUUGAACCCACCACAGCUAUGUAAUGGCACACGAUUAGUCAUUAAAAAAUUAAUGAAAAACGUUAUUGAAGCCAUCAUCUUGAAUGGCAAGUUUCAAGGCGAGAAUGUGUUGCUGCCACGAAUCCCUAUGAUUCCCACAGAUGUGCCAAUUGAAUUCAAACGCACUCAAUUCCCAAUUAGAUUGGCAUUCGCUAUGACGAUCAAUAAGUCACAAGGACAAACAUUGUCUGUAUGUGGCUUAGAUUUGGAAACACCGUGCUUUUCUCACGGACAACUAUAUGUAGCAUGUUCUCGCGUGGGAAAACCAUCCAGUUUGUUUGUGUUGGCUAAAGACGGACUAACCAAGAAUAUUGUACACUCUAUUGCGCUAAGAGAUUAA
Messenger RNA from Cotesia glomerata, 1404 nucleotides. RefSeq names its product ATP-dependent DNA helicase PIF1-like. Bases 1 to 1404 code for a protein of 467 amino acids. Gene Ontology annotation, biological process: telomere maintenance; DNA repair. NCBI's taxonomy places the organism in Eukaryota, Metazoa, Arthropoda, Insecta, Hymenoptera, Braconidae. The transcript has 3 exons. The record is from RefSeq and is a predicted model, not a curated record. Gene Ontology annotation, molecular function: DNA helicase activity.